AUGGACGAAGACGCUUCGUCUACUCCCUUGUCGCCGCGCACUGGGGCUGGCCUUGUGCUGACCCGUACCCGAUCCCAGGAGGCCAUCUACGCCUCUACUGCACCGUAUGCCCAUUACCCUCCUGACAUUGCUGUCCAGCAGCUGCGCCAGCAGAUGGGCCAAGCCGUGGACGCACAGUCAUCCCGGCUGGACACGGUGCAGCAAGCUGUUGGUGCUCAAAGCCAACAAACAUACGAACAGCUGAUGGUGCUCCACCAGCAACAACAAUUACAAGCCAAUGCUCAGAUGGAGCUCAACCAGAAGCUGAUGGCCGAGCUGGCUUUGCAGCGCCUACGCCUACGCCUGACAAAACUGGUGACAAGGGCGGAAGAGGGUCCCUAUCACCAACUUCACACAGAAGGCGGGAAGUGCUUCAAGUGUUUGAGCACUGGUCACAACGUGUUCAAGUGUCCCAAGGUGGCCGAUGGCGAAGCCCGUCUGUUGAUGGAUCGGGCCAAGGCCAUCUGGGCCGAAGCCAGAGGCGAAGGCAAAGACGGAGAAGGCGAUAACCAUUGCCAAAGAGCUCUGGAUGCCUCGUUCGACAGUGGUGCGCACCAGAGCGUGAUCCCUCCCAAGACGCUCCAGAUGUUGAAGGACGCUGGGCGUGACGUGGUCGUGACGGAUCUGCCGACACCUGUUGUGGUCCGAGAAGUCAAGCUGCCGAUCAAGUUCGAGGCCGAUGUUGGCUCCCUGGUGUUGGCUAAAGUCAAGUGCUGGCUCUCUGUCGGUAACCUGCCAGCUGGUGUGGGUGACAUCCUGCUUAGUCGUCCUAUCAUGCACAAGCUAGGCUGCGACCCACAGUCUAAGCUACGUGAAGCUGCCGCGGUGUGCAGCGAAUACGACAUGAAAGACGUGGAGUCUACCAGUGGUGUGGUGAAGACAGUCAUGCUGGCGACCAAACAAGAGCUGGUGGAUGAUCUAGCCGAAGAGGAAGAAGCUUUGGUGCCCAUGGAGCUGGCCGCCUCCAAGGUUCAGGCGGUGCUGGAUGCCAGGGUGGCAGACGCUCUGUUAGCUGGCUGUGGUGCUGAGUUUGCCCUGGGCCUAUCCAAGCUCCUAGCCAAGUAUAUGGACGUUUUCCGCCUUACGCUUGGCCGCGACCCACCGGUGGACAUGCCACCUUUAAAGGUGCAUCCGACAAAGAACUCCAAGCCUGUGCGUUGCAAGGCUGGACGCUAUUCCCUCCCUCAGCGUGAGUUCAUGCAGAAGCAUGUGGAAGAGCUGGAGAAUGCUGGUUUCAUCUAUCGAAACCCAACCAGCCGAUGGGCGUGUGCCCUUCUGAUUGUGCGCAAGCCUCAUACGUUGACUGGGCGUAGUCAACAGCCACACGGAGCAGAUUGCCUGGCCUAUGCCCAUGUUGGAAGUUGUGGUGGACCACCUGCGUGGAGCCACCUGCUUUUCAUGUUGGACUUCUUCAAGGGCUACUGGAAAUUCUCGUUGGAUCUAAGCUGCCAAGAGAUGUUCUCGUUCCUUAGGGACACUGGUGUCUACACAUCUAAUCGGGUGAUGCAAGGUGUACGGGAUCUGACAAUUGUGCUGAAACGGGUGUUUUCUGCAGUCGGGAGGAAACGCACCAAUCAGCUGACGGCUACUUUGCUGCUGACGGACGUUGGCUGGAACGACACUCAUGUGGCCGCACUGGAAGCCACCAAAAAGGUGCUGGCCAAGGUGGUGGAGCUCAGCCACCCCAAGCCAGAGAUGCGGCUCUUCAUCACCCAAGUUCCACCCGACCAGUUGAAUCUGCAGUUUGAAGCCCAAUCCAACGAGCCCCUCAUGUUCCUGAGUGGGACAUUCAUGGGGGCAGCUGGACGCUGGGCCAUUGUGGAGAAGGAAGCCUAUGCCAUCGUGGAAACACUGGUGCGGGCUGACUACCUGUUGCAUCCUGCCGCUGGUUUCAACCUCUACAGUGACCAUCGGAACCUGAAGUUCAUAUUCAACCCGACAGCUGCGGUGGCCUCUGUACCAAAGUACACCGCCCAAAAGUUGGAAAGUUGGGCCCUGCAGUUGAUGGGUUACAGAUACGAGAUUCACGACAUCCCUGGGGCUGAUCUGCUCUCGCGUUGGGGAUCGCCUUUGAAGCCAUUUGUGCCAUCAGUCAAGAGCCACUGA
Aphanomyces astaci is the source of this 2145-nucleotide messenger RNA. RefSeq lists its product as hypothetical. NCBI's taxonomy places the organism in Eukaryota, Oomycota, Saprolegniomycetes, Saprolegniales, Verrucalvaceae. The record is from RefSeq and is a predicted model, not a curated record. Bases 1 to 2145 code for a protein of 714 amino acids. The transcript is spliced from 9 exons.